CGAGGCUGGGAGAUUCCACCUUUUAGACCAAAUGGGUGGGAGUUAGGUUUUGUUUUGGGUGACAAAAGUGAUCUGGAUGGAUAUAUGCGCCGGCAAAUUCUAAGCAAAGCAGCGCCUACUGAAAGGAUGCGGUGUAACGCCCGAAAAGCUGUCCUCCUUACCAUCCUUGUUUACUCCCCCCUACUAAUCGAAUCAUCUCAUGUUGGUUGCAGUACAAGGUGUAUUGCGGAAAACUGCAAUUCGAUUGGAAUUAAAUACGGCAAGUAUUGUGGCGUUGGCUGGACUGGUUGUCCAGGGGAGAAACCAUGCGAUGAUCUUGACGCAUGUUGCAAAAUUCACGAUGACUGUGUAGAGAAAGCUGGUAUGACAAAUGUCAAAUGCCAUGAGAAGUUCACGAAGUGCAUAAAGAAAGUACAGAAGUCAGGAAAGGUAGGAUUUUCAAGAGACUGCCCCUAUGACACAGCCGUGCCAACAAUGGUACAAGGUAUGGAAAUGGCCAUUAUGUUUAGUCAGUUGGGAAACUCAAAGAUUGAGCUAUGAUUAGCUUUUGCACUGCCUGCCCCCCACUUGUUAGAUAAAGGUGAUAAAUAUACUAAUUUCCAUUCCUUCAAGCCUCAUUUUUUGUAGUGACUUGAAUUUGAGAAUUCGUGUCAAGGGUUUGUUGUUGCCUACUUCAAUUCUGAAACUCCAACGCCAAUCUCCAUUAGUAGAAUCGCUGUCCUGUUCGAACUUUUUUUAUUGUCUGGAUUUAUCUUCUUGCUCUGAUAACUAUAGCUUAGUUGUAUCUGAACACUAGGUAUAGUUUUAUGAGAGUAAAUGAGUAAGAAACAAAAGUUAGCAUCCAUUGUUACUGUAAUCUUUAAUGGUUGG
Cuscuta europaea is the source of this 870-nucleotide messenger RNA. The record is from the annotation of a GenBank genome assembly. Lineage: Eukaryota; Viridiplantae; Streptophyta; Magnoliopsida; Solanales; Convolvulaceae.